CAGCGGUGGUGUCCUCAAGUAGCUUCUCGCACUGCCCUGACAGGUCACGUAAGGACACUGGCAGACAGCCGGGUCGGAUAACCAAUGACUUCAAGGCACCCUUUAAACAGUACUUCAUAUCAUAUGUAUAUCCGGGCAGAGUAUAAUGAUAUCCACCCCACAAGUGUAUCAUAUAGCUGUAUAGUAGAGUUAAUUUACGCCAGUUUACAAAAAAACAUUAUAAACACCGAGAGUCGCCGGGGAAUGACGUCAGGACGUAUCACAUUGAAUGAUGACGCUGUUUGAUCAUUAAAAAAAUGGGCCGUAAAAAUAUCAGAGAAUUAGGUCAGAAAACUAACACAUUACCAGCCGCCAAGUAAUGAAUGUAAUUACGGUGCGUUUGAUAUUACAUUACAAAUACGCGUCCUGGGCAUAAAAUAACCUGCUCCGACGAGAACAGAGAUGUUCGGUGUUUCCAGCAUCUGCAAACGUGAACUGUAGCCGUUAGACCGGUCCGUCCGUCUGCCUCUCUCCGCUGGCUGCGGGAGACCCGCAAGCCCAAAUAACGUGAAUGCUGUUGUAGCCCUGGCCAGGCGGGGGCUGAAUGGUUAACCGGGGGUAGGGAGAGACAACGACAGAUACCACCGGACAGAACCUGGGGGCUGUUCUGCCGAGAGCCAGGAAAUUAUUCUUCGCCUCGUCUCGACAGGCUGGUCGCAACACCGUGCACAUUUCAGUAGUUCCAUAGAAAUAAAUAAUUCAGGACUCUAGCAUGUGAACACAACCAUUUAAGACGUGGGUCUUGACACUUCUGUCAGACAUCGUCUUUACCCUGAGGAAAAGUAGACAGAGCGUGGCUGACAAUGUCAAGCCGUCGGAAAUCAACCACACCUUGCAUGGUGUUGCCCUCUGAUGUGGUGGAGCAGGAAGAGUUGGAGGAGAAAACAGAAAGGGUGAAAGAGGAAGAGGCAGAGGAGGAGGAGGGGAAGGUGAAGGAGGGAGCAGAGGAGGGGCUAACUGCUGAGGAGCUUGGUCAGGCUGUAGUGGUUGUCCCCACACCACCAGAUACAGAUGAGCCCAGUGUCUCUGCUGUAGAAGACAGUGAAGUACUUGGACCCUCACAAAAGCACAGCACUACAAACCCCCCUGAGGGUCUGAACAGCGACCAGCCAACCCAGGAACAACAGUGUGAUGCACCGGAGGAAGGAGGAGCAGACCCUGCGUCGGUUGCUGCCAUCUCUCUCAGCAAGACCCCCAUCAUGAGAAUGAAGACCAAGUCAGAACCGAAGAGGAUCGCUGUGGCCUUGAAAUCAACGGACGAAGCUGUGGAAGGUUUAGGAGCAGGUGGCGAGGGAGAAGUGGGAGGAGAGCAGGAGCCAAUAGAAGCUCCUCUGGGGCCGAUGACACCAGUGGAGAUGCUUCUGCAUGACUCCAUGAAGCUCGGAGGAGGCGGCUUGCUGGUCAGCCCGCCCGCAGAGCCGCAGAGGAAAUCAGCCAUUUUAAACCCCACAGUUCUACCUGCUGGCCUGGCACAGGUGCUUUCUGGCUUCCAGGCCCAGCAGGUACUGAUUCCGCUCAGCAGCAUCCCCUCCUACAGUGCCGCUAUGGACACCAGCCCUCUGCUGGGCAGCACAUACAAGAAGUUUCCUUACCCUUCCAUGGCUGAGAUCAGCAGCCUGGCAGCACAGACACCGUUCACAGAGGAGCAGAUCAAGGUGUGGUUCUCAGCUCAGCGACUGAAGCACGGUGUCAGCUGGACCCCAGAGGAAGUGGAGGAGGCCAGGAGGAAACAGUUUAAUGGCACGGUGCACACAGUGCCUCAGACCAUCACUGUCAUACCUGCUCACCAACUCUCAGCUGCUGCCAACGGCCUGCAGUCCAUUCUGCAGACGUGCCAGAUAGUGGGCCAGCCCGGCCUGGUGUUCACACAGGUAGGUAAGGACAGGUCGGCCCAGGGAGCACCCGCCCCCCCCCCCCAGACGGGGGGGGGCCCCCCCAGCCAGUCCCAGAGCUCCAACAGAGUUUCCUGCCAGCCAACAAACAGUGAGCUGAAACGGGCCACCACUGUGCAACCUCCCUCUCUUUCUCCACAGGAGAACUCUGCCCUCAGCGCUGACACAUUCAGUAUGCGGCCUAAGAAGUCCAAAGAGCAGCUGGCAGAACUGAAAGCCAGUUACCUGAAAAACAACUUUGUCACUGAUGCUGAAAUUGCCCGGCUGAUGAAGCUCACCAACCUGACCAAAGGAGAGAUCAAGAAAUGGUUCAGUGACACCCGGUACAACCAGCGCAACUCAAAGAACAGCCAUGUCAUUGUUUUCCAUGAGGGAGGGGGUAGAGGAGGGGGCAGCUGCAGUAGCAGUGCUAGCACCACCAUUGUUAUUGACUCGAGUGAUGAGACCCCCACAUCUCCCCAUCCUCCACACACUCCUCCUGUGAAAGAGACACGGCCAAAGACGUGGAACCCAUUCCCAGACUUUACUCUGCAGAAGUUUAAGGAGAAGACGCCGGAGCAGCUGGUGGUGCUGGAGGAGAGUUUUGAGAAGAGCAGCACCCCAUCAGAUGAAGAACUGAGCCGCCUGAGGACUGAGACUAAACUGACACGGAGGGAGAUUGACGCGUGGUUCACUGAGAGGCGAAAAAUGCCGUCUGUCAGCACCUCCUCCCCAGAUUCCUCAGAAGGAGGGAAGAUGGAGACAGACGGAGCCAAAACAGGAGAAGGAGGAGGAACGGGAGGAGCAGCCUGUAAAAAGUCUCCAGAGCAGCUCCAUAUUCUCAAAAGUGCCUUUGUGCGUACCCAGUGGCCUACACCAGAGGAGUACGAUCAGCUGGCACAAGAGAGCGGCCUUCCUCGGUCCUACAUCGUCAGCUGGUUUGGGGACUCUCGGUAUUCCUGGAAAAAUGGAAACCUGAAAUGGUUCUUUCAGUACCAAAGCGGCAACACUGAGGGGGCGAAUGUCGGAGGGGGCAGUAAAAUGGGAAACAGCAGUGGGCGAAAAAGACGUAGCCGAAACCGUGGUUGGGGUCGAUCCCGCACCAGGAAGCAGCCAAGAAGGUCUGCUUCCUCCAGUGCAGAUGUUGACAGAUCUCCCCCGUUGAAGAAAUUCAAGAGCGGGAGGGAGAUCCUGAAGGAGUACUACCUGAAGCACCAAUUCCUCAAUGAGCAAGACCUCGACGAGCUUGUUACCAAGACUAACAUGAGCUACGAACAGGUGAGGGAGUGGUUCGCUGAGGUCCAGCGACGCUUGGACGUGGGCUCAGAUCCUUUCCAGGAGUUGGCUGCAGCAAGGAAGGACGAAGACGGUGGAGAGCAGGAGGGGGAAAAGACGCAGGGCAAGACGUCGACGGCCACUGAGGAGCAGACCUGCACAGGGAUGGGAGAUGAAGAUGACGAUGAAGACGAUGAGGAGGAUGACGGCGAUGAUACAGAUGACAGUGAGGUUUGGGAACCAUCACGUAGCGUCAGGAAGUCCUUGUCAGUCUCUGAAGACUAAUGAUUGUGGAACGCAUGGGAACACAUCACAGAAUGUUACAGAUACAUCAGUUUAAAAAACUCCUGGGAUGAUCAGUGCUGGACGAAGGCUAAACCAAGUCUUUUUUUGCCACUGACUUGCAUGUGUACACGUUUGCAACAUAAACAGUUUCUUCAAACUGUUUGACUCACAUCCACAUGAGAUUAAUCGAAGGACCAUUAGCUUUAGCUCACUCUGUCACUGCUUUUCUUAUGAACUGUAAGUAAUGUGUAACAGGUUAGACAAUAAUCAUGGUAAAAAAAGACGACGUUUUUGGCAAAUCUGCAGUGGUAUGCCAAACUUUGAUGAAGCUAUGAACAGCAGUUACACAUUAUCUUUUCUAAAAGGGUUCCAUGAAGUGCAAUCUUCAAGCUGAGCUGACAAUGAAAACUUGUUGAGGUAAGAUGAAAUAGUUACAAAAACAUGGUGUAUCCUGACCCAUGCAUACACCUUAAUGAAUACUGACUGGUGUAAAUGGGAGACUUUAGGAGGAACUGACAGUUUUAAUGGCCACCUUGCUUCUUAUUAAAGUUGCAGUCCUUGCUUGCUUAAAUGAAGCUAGUAAGUGUGCCACUGAUGCUGUGUCUCCUGGAGAGGCAGUGUUCGUUAUGCCGUUGUGAGUACAGGCGUCAGUCUCCAGUGUUAGGAAUGUUUCAUCCAUGGUUCCAAACUAACUGUACACACAGGAAAAAAAGACUUACCUGUUGUGUUUACAGCGGUGCUUAAAAACCUACCACAGCUAGAUCUCACUGCUGAGCAAUGUCCCCAGUGAAGCUGGCCGACAUCUGUUAGUGGAGCUGGUUACUUUUACAUGUCACACUGUCUUGUUUUUCUAGCAUCUGUGAAGAUCACUGCAUAGACCAGGUUGUUUGAGAUGACGUGGAUUAAUAAUGACAUUACAGGUCAGCCAUUUUAUCUCUUUAAAGACCUAACAUGAUAGGUGAAAAAGUACCUUAAUGCUGAAUGAAUGCCAAUGCCAUGAUGCUUUUAAAUAACACAAGAUGUCUACUCAAGUCUUCCCUAUAUAGCAGCUCUUUGCUCAUUAAUAUUAGUAUUAUAGAUUUUAACUAAACACCUGCAGAUCUGAUGGAAAAAUGCCACAGUAUGUGUUUAAUAUGCACUGCUAUUAAUGUUUUUAAAUAACUUUUUCACAUUUUGAUAGAAUUCAUCCUGUGAUUUUUUUUUAAAGGGGGCUAUGUAGAUUUAGAUGUUAUGAGGCUGUUGUGCCAAAGUUGAAUGUGUUGUCUCCUGAGCAGUGAGCUGCAGCCUGAGGCAAAGACACCAUUGGUGAACUAAAUAAUGGCCACUGUGACACCUGGUUCCACUGAAAUAUGACGAGAAGCAGAAACAAUUGUGCCGCAUUGUUGCACUUAGAGUUUACUCAUGGUGGCCUUCUGAUGGAUAGAAUGGAUGGACUGAAUUUUUACAAUGUGGAUAUGUAACCACAUAGAUGUAAGCAGCAGCUGCAACUCUAGUGCACAUUUAUAGCUAAUCAGUCCACAGGUUGACAGGACUGACCUGUACUUUAAGAAACACUGUCUAACAGUAUUUCAAAUUAUAAUUUGACUCCAGUCUGCACUCAUGAGAAAAACGUGAAGCACCCAAAUUUUAAAAAUGCACUUUGGUCCACUCGUGUUCAUAGUGGACUAAAAUCUGAUUUGGCACCUUAAUCUCUUAUUAUACCAUGAAAUGGCUCUGAGAGACCAAAUCUGUUUUGUAUGACUAACUGAACCAGUAUUUUGCCUUUUUAUCCUUAGUGUGUGUUCAAGUGGUGGAAUAUUACCAGUUUAUCCACUUUUCUAAUACUACGUGUUGUUUCGUAUUUGGAUGUUUAUAUGGCUCAAAACGACUAGCAGAACAAUCACUCACAGCUUUCUUUGACUAAAUGGCACAGUUUGAGCCUUGUUUUUAAUCAUUUCUCCUUUUGAAAAGAUGUCUUAUUUUUUUGUCAUUAUGUUUUGUAUUGUUGCUUUAAAUAAUGGGAAUUGUCUCCGAUCGCUCCUCUGCUGCCGCUGUCUGUCUCCUUACCCCUCCAGCUCACUUUUCUAAAACGAUUGUCUAGAACUUAGAACGUGCACUUCCCAACACAUGUUUCUAUAAAAUGUUAUCAGUGGUUCUCUGUCUCAUGUUCUCUUGUCUCCAAUACAUGCAGACAGACAGACGGGGCUAUAGGGACAUCUUCAAAAGACUGAAUCUGUUCAGAAAAUUUAAAAAGUUAUUCUCAAACAAUCACUUUCUCUUGUGGAAGGAACUGAUGUGAUGUCUGAAGAAGCAGCACAGA
Messenger RNA from Monopterus albus (swamp eel), 5769 nucleotides. RefSeq names its product zinc fingers and homeoboxes 1 (gene zhx1). Gene Ontology annotation, cellular component: nucleus. Gene Ontology annotation, molecular function: DNA-binding transcription factor activity, RNA polymerase II-specific; DNA binding. Gene Ontology annotation, biological process: regulation of transcription by RNA polymerase II. NCBI's taxonomy places the organism in Eukaryota, Metazoa, Chordata, Actinopteri, Synbranchiformes, Synbranchidae. The record is from RefSeq and is a predicted model, not a curated record.